UUAAGCUAUUUUUUCAAUUAAUUAGCACUGAUGUUAUAUGUGAAGUGAUCCUUUCAAGAUUCGCAGCCCGCUACCAUUUUCAAGUAAGUCUUUAAUGUGGGUCUCUAAUUUCCCAACGAAUCGACGCGUAGAAUACGAGGGCUAUGGACGCUAUUUUGGCUGAUCAAUAGUUCUUGAUGGUUUCGUGGCAAGCAAAACCAGCGGUCGGUCACGCCUUUUGGUGCUUCUUACGGCUGGCCUGGCUCUAUCCUUUGCUACCCUCAUCGCAGUCCAUCUUAUGGCGCAUUGUGAACGGCCAGGAGACAAAAACUAGAAGCUAUUUCACUAUGCUCGAAAGCUGGUUCGUCACCGAAUCAACGAUCUUCUGAAGAAAUCGCGUAAUCGACGUAAACGGCUGUGUGUGUGAUUUUUUGACAGUUUAGUCAACUGAGCAUAAACGUGCAGAACUACUCGGAGAAAGGCGAAAUAAUCGGACCGACAAACAGACAAUCGAAAAAUAGCCAUAAACACAGGCGAGCUGAAAGCCCGGCAUUGAAGAAAACGUCACAAGUAGAAGCGUGCGAUUGCGUUUGUCUUUUUAUCUUUCCAACUGAGUAGAUGACUGCAAUGAUCGCCUCAGAUGCAGUGAACACGGUGUUUGUUGAUGCUGAGCUUCGGAAUUCUGAUGCGAUCGUCUGACACAGCCGAGCAAAUGAACGUUUGUUGUGCUCGAUUCAGAGUUGUUUAUUAACUCAAAAAGACGCCAUGAAUGGCAGAGCAUUGCAUUUCGGUGACAACUAUUUAAGGAUUAGGUAAAGAGUAAAAAAAGAUAAAUACUAUCUUUAACCGAUCAGACGAUCUCAGUGAAUCUCGGGUGCAUUUUUCAUUGCUUCACCUCAACCAACUGCCGGGUUAAGUCGGACAUACAAGGAAAACCAGGAGCAUAAUUCCGAUUUGAACAGGUUUUCUCGAUUUGGGAAAUUGACAUUUCGGAUAAUCAUCCCCCACUUUAGACUUCUUAGAUUUAUGCGUCACUUCAACAUCUGACGGAACGGGAGGUCGUACAGCCCGGGCCUACAGUCAAUUCUUCCGAUAAAAGACCAGGCGAGCAUAUCACCAGAAUCGGACUGCAUUCAAGGACGUCUAUGCGCCAUCCCUUCGUGAAAGCUUCGAAAUAUCCGUUUCGAAGGUUUCACGAAUCGCCAAAGAAUCGCAGUAUUUAUUGUCACAGAUGCGCACAAUUUUUCGAUGAUUGCGUUAGGCCAUUUCGGGCCUGGCUGGUUGGGCCGGUCGCUACGAAGACGCUUCGCCUCUGUCUAUUUGUUUACAUGCUGUAUCUUGCGGGACGAUGAUGACGUCAACAAAAACAGAUUUUUUUCAUCUCUAUCUAUGUUUUUCCCUCGCUCUUUUCCUAUCAAAAUGGCUUCAUAUGAGUUCGAGCCGCACAAGCUGAGGUAAGUUCAUAACGAGGUCUGCGUCUAUCGAAUAUGGUACUAAACCUUGAUUUCGCGUCAUAAGUGUGUUCCAAACCAAUUUGUUUCGAUUUCUUCUAACAUAAUACAACAAUUUAUGCCUAUAAAGAUCGUUGUCUGAUCAUCAUCAUCAGAAAAGCGUCAUAAACUAUGGUUACAACGCUAAUCGAUAGCUGACAAUCGCUAACGUAAACUGUGCAUCCGGUGACCGCACACGAUGUUGUGUGCUUGUCGUCUGCUUAUAGUGACAAGUCUCAUUUGAUGAUGCUUCGUGGCUGUUUGAAAGGGCUGAAUACCUACUUAUGUGCUCACUACGGUUACCGUUAAUUUUGCCGAUCCGUGCAUAAAGCGUAGUUUUCAUGGAAACCAACGCGAAGAGGGAAAACAGCCCGGCUUUGCUAAUAACUGUGCGAUAAAAUCGCAGUUCCGUUAUAUAUAUUUUUUGGCAGAAGGCGUUCCUGGCAAUGAUGCUCUCAGUUCCGUAUAGUGUAAUUGUAAUGGAAGUAGUGAUUUGCCAUCCAACAACGAGCGAGGGCGAAAAAAACACGGAAAGCUAAGAAAACGUUCUACUAUCGUCACGUUCAAUCUUUGCAAUGGAUAACGAAUAACGAUUGAGUAUCUAUGAGGCAGUCAUGCGCAACGCUAUUCCAGUAGUAAUUGCAUGAUUGAUAGCGGCCGAUAACUAGCUUCCGGUGCAUUUCAAUGUAGGACACUCCUUUCCUGCUCCCACGCGGCCUAUCCAAUCGAAAAGGUUCAGUCGUUGGCGUUCCAUGAUGUCACGGAAUUUGAGUGGUGGCACGGUCCAACCGCCGGCACCCGGUCGUACAUGGCAUGACAUCGUGUUGUAUCUGCUUGUUACUUUCUGCUGUCGACGACAUCGGUACGGCUCAAUAGUGAGACACAUGGCACUGAACUGAAAAAGGGAGUAUUAGCAAAGAUGGUGAAGUGGAUGACUUGACCGUGAAGCCAGUCCGGUUGAGGUACGGUUCGUCGUUGGUUGCUUAGAAGUGAGCGGAGCUCUGGCAAAACGAGAACCUCGGAGUCUCGCAGGGAACUCAUAGAUACUCACGACGUAGCGGUAUUUGGCUGUUCCGAAAUGGCAGAAGACAACGACGAAAACGGCCGAACGACCCCCGCCUCCAUACGCAAGGGGAAGCCGGGUGGAAAGAUGAAUCCGUCCCCGAAGAAAGGCCAGUGCGUAACCUGCACUGUGCGACUCCUGGACGGAACCGACUUCGAAGAGCAAUUCGACAAAAAAGCUAAGGGACAACAGGUUUUCGAUAUGGUCUGCGAAUCUCUGAAUCUUCUAGAAAAAGACUACUUUGGCUUAACGUAUAGAGAUGCGGAGGAUAUCCGAAACUGGGUUAAUCUGGAAAAGAGAGUUGCAAAACAACUCAAGACCAGUCCCUGGAUGCUAAACUUUGAAGUCAAAUUUUAUCCCCCCGACCCAUCCCAGUUACAGGAGGACAUCACGCGGUAUCAUCUAUGUCUGCAGGUUCGGGAAGACAUUUUUUCGGGGAAGCUUCCAUGCUCCUUUGUGACGCACGCCUUACUUGGUUCAUGCCUCGUGCAGGCUGAGCUCGGCGAUUACGAUCCAGAUGAAAUGGGAUCUGACUAUCUUUCGUCAUUCCGUUUAGCUCCCAAUCAAACACCCGAACUCGAGGAGAAGAUUGUGGAAUUACAUCGUCAACACAAGGGCCAAACACCAGCCGAAGCAGAGCUACAUUAUUUAGAUAAUGCACGAAAGCUGGCAAUGUACGGUGUGGACCUGCAUCCGGCAAAAGACUUCGAGGGCGUUGACAUCAUGCUUGGGGUGUGUUCUUCCGAUCUAUUAAUCUACCGAGACCGGCUACGAAUUAACCGUUUUGCCUGGCCAAAAAUUCUGAAGAUCUCCUAUAAACGGAAUAACUUCUAUAUAAAGAUUCGGCCAGGUGAAUUCGAGCAGUUCGAAAGCACGAUUGGCUUCAAGCUGGCCAAUCAUCGUGCGGCCAAACGGCUAUGGAAAACCUGCGUUGAGCAUCACACUUUCUUCCGAUUGAUGUCUCCUGAACCCCCACCUAAACAGCGUCUAUUGUUACCCCGACUUGGAUCUAAGUUCCGCUAUUCGGGCCGAACGCAAUACCAGACGCGGAUUUCUCAGAUCGAUCGACCGCCACCAUCAUUCGAAAGGACUCUGUCCAACAAGCGUUUCUCCUCCAGAAGCAUGGACCCGCUGAGUUAUUCUUCCAGCCGGGAUAGACUUUCUGAUGGAAGGACAGUUCCAGCAGGCGGAACCCUGCCGAACAGGAAACCGGAUCGCGCUUCCCGUAGCCAGGAAAGACUGCCCUCACAGACGCUUGAGGAGCAAGAGGAGAUUCAACGGAUGGACAGAGCUGAUCGAAUGGGUGAUCAGCGAACUUUAAAUCGUGAACGCGACCGACCGGAUCGGGACCUAACCUCGCCAACGCCGGCUGAUGGAGAUCCACAGGGAAAGAACAAGAAACCUAUUGGUGGGGUCGCCGUCAUGCUCCCCAUGGACUUGAAAGCUGCAGGCACCGGGGCCCAUCGCAGGAGCCAGCCUGAUGAGUCUCUCAGAAGGUCCCAGGUUGAAGACGACGGUUCGGGAAUCACCCUUACCAAAUUGAAGAGGACUCCCCUGCGCGAAGACACUAUGGGAUCUUCCGUAGAAGACUCGGCAGAAUACGUGUUGACACCGGACCGUCCUUCAGACCAGAGUUACAGAGAAAACGGAGGCGUUACACAGGCGGUAGCAAUGUUCAGCCAGUCUGAAGCUAAACUCGAUAAUGUUGAUACUGAGUUGAAUAAGGGGGCCGGUUCGGCCACAUCGGAAAGUUCAUUCUUUGUUCAGAGGGUUCCGGGACGCGAACCUCCCGCGCAUACAGUUUCCGUUGGUCCGGUCAUGUUUGGUGCACGCAAAAAGGACAAGUCGGCCCAGCAACGGCCUCCUCUGCGGCAUAUUUUCUCAGAAGAGCACAUCGCAACGGCACCUUUAAAGGGGCUAGCUGAACAAGAGGUAAUUAAAAAUGAGCUGGACAGAUCCACCGAGCGAAUGGACACACUUGAGGAGGAGCAUUGCUCCGAAUCGCUCACACACACGGCGGCAGCAACAGCACAAAACCGAAAGGAGAAUCUAAGCAGUUUACACCUCUUAAAGGACGAGCACCCCGUAACAAGUACGCCGCGGCCGAGCGGUGGUGGGCCCAGGGUGCCUCCACAGCCCGAGCGGACCUCAAGUCCAAUCCAGGGCGGACCUGGUAGGGUCGGAGCGUCGGUCAGGCAAGGAGGCUUCCUUAGGCAAACCACGCCGUACACGAAGGAGUACAUGUACGAGGUUAAGCCCGAGGAACUACGCGAACAGCGCACAAAGUCCCCGCUGGGCUUCACCUACACCGAGGCAGGAAGGGAACGAACUACACCGCCUGGAUCGUUAGACGCGGAUAGCGGCAAAGUCGAGAAAGGUCUCGCUUUUACCUACUCGCCGAGCGGCGCACCAACGAAAUCGAUUCUCAAACAGCCGACAUUUGUCCACGACCGAUCGUCGUCAAGUCUCAAUGACUCGAUGUCGAUGUCGAGAAGUUUCGGAUCAACACCUCCGACAUCUCCGACGAAAGCGCAAGCAGCAGCACAGGCGGGCGACCUCUACUCACGACCGACCGCCGCCCCUAGGACCGUGCCUUCCUCCAGAUUGUCGGCGGGCAUUACCCUUGGCAGUAAGCCGCCCGUCGCCCAAAAACCUUUGGGGGUUUCAUCAAAGGGUGGACGUGGCAGCAGCGGGGCGAUGACGCCUUCGUCUCAAAGGGACAUCGACUCCAGCAGCGGCGACGAGGACGAGAGCACCGACGAGUCGCUCGAUGAGUACCGCCAGGAACGUCCGCCUAGUUCAGCCGGCGUUGUAAGCGGCAGGUCCACGCUAGACACAAGCGCCGAUUCUGGGCGCAAAGUGUCGAUCACCAACCCGCCGGUCACCUCGACCCGGACGUAUAGGACAGAACGUGACAGUAGCAGGGACGCGCGAGGUGGUAGUAUGCAGCCGCAAGAGGAGUAUUACGCUACGCCAAAAUCCGCUGUCGUGAAGAGCUAUGAGGGACCGGCAAAGCGAAGUGUCACCACCCCCGUGUCCUCCGACCGAAGCUUCGAUCGCAGUUUCGACUCCGGCGCCGGCGGAAAGGUGACAAUUACUAGCUCUUCCAGCACGCACCGCUCCGCGUACGGACAGCCUGCAUCGUACAAGCACCGACAGGACUCGAAGGACAAAUCCAGUGCAGGCGCUGAUACUGUGGAUUCCGGCUCUAGCCCAACCAAGGACAAGGACACGGGUAAAGGGACCGCAUCGCCUUCGGGAUCGCUUGGAAGACAACAUGAACAACAGCAGAAAUCGUCCUCGAUGUCGUUCGACAAAGAUACACAGUAUUAUACAUCGUUCCCUGGACGAGUAGAUUCCUCAGCUGGCUCUGCCCCAAGCCCCCACAAAUCCUCUGGAGGCCGGGAUAGCGAUCAGUUGUCUGGCGUCACGGGGGAUAGUCAGAGUCCUCCACCCCAGGUUACCUCUUCAGGAGGGCUAGUGUAUGACGAACGAAGUGGCGAGUACACUCGCUACUCCACUACGACGCAGCAGCAACAGCAAACGCUUGUCACAGAACACAUUGCCUCAACCGGACGGGUUAUGGCGGUUCCCGUCGACCAGCUGCCGCAAACAAUUGUUAAAACCGAGACAAUGAAGUACGAUGGCAGCAAUACAACUGGAAAUUCAUCUGGAACAGCGGGAGGUUCGCUAAUUACUAAAACUGUGCCAGUAGUCUCGACGGAGACCCGAAAAGUGGCCUACUCGGUGGAUCCUUUGGGGGAGGACGGGUUGCCGUCGGGUGGUCAGUACUCUACCACAAAGGUGACUACCCAGCAUGUGCCACCCCAUGACAUCUCCGUCGAACAAGAAGGCGAGGUUAUUUCACAGCAGACGAUUUCUUCGAAGACGCGCACAGUAGAAACGGUGACGUACAAGAUGGAACGGGACGGAGUGGUCGAAACACGGGUCGAGCAAAAAAUUACAAUUCAGAGUGACGGAGAUCCUAUCGAUCACGAUAAAGCACUUGCCGAGGCUAUUCAGGAGGCAACAAUGAUGAACCCUGAUCUCAAGGUGGAGAAGAUCGAAAUACAGCAACAAGGUGGCAACUGAUGAGCUGGAGGCGGAUUAGUGGAUGACAACAUCGUGGCACUGAUAACGAAGGACAAAGUGGAUGAAUAGUAAAGCAAAAGAAGCCAGAAAUCCGCAACCCCAUCGGAGGUCCCUAAUCGAUUAUCUCGCCUUGGCUCGAUCAUCCCUGACGACGACAAGCUUCCGAUGUUUAGCGCCCAAAUACAUAUAUAUAUAUAUGAAAAUUAUUAAUAUAUGAAUGACCUUACCUAUCGUCGACAGCAUCAGCGCCCAAACAAACACAUUAACAGAAUGUGUUCAACGAUAUCGGUGGUAAAAUCUUCAGUAAGCAGGCCACUAACAAUAAGCAUAGAGAAUAUCCAUAAAGUCGCGCACUCCGAUGCAGGCCUAUGACAGAGUGUGCCUAUGUGUAUUCCAAAAUUCGUAUUCUAGGGAUAUUGUUACGGGUUUGCGUUCUAUCGAUAAUAUUAAUUAUAACAACAAUAAUAGUUCACCCGUUCGUAUAUUCUUGUUGAUUCCUUAGUUUCUUGCCAUUGCGGCUAUCGAUGGGAACUGGACGAAACGUUGUGGGACCCAGCAACUGCCUAGUCAACCCAUAAUGUACAAAUGACAAAGAUGACGUAUGGGUUUUAGGGCCAGGUGAGAAGAUUUCAGAAAAGUCUAACUGCUGUUAUCGGUCAAAACGAUAGAUAAAGCAAGCAUUACUUUGCAAAGAAUAGCUGCGAUACCUUAAGGUCUGUCGAAACUUCUAACGCACAUACGUACAAUAUGAGAAUCUGAUAAUAAUUAUAACACUGGAGUUAUUAUGGACGAACAUGUCACUAAAAUGAUAUUCUCUUACGAUCUUCAUGAGAUAGGUUUGAGGCAUGCCACUCAUCCACAGCCUUCACUAUGGCAACGUCGAAAGCGUUGCCAUAGUGAAGGCUGUAGAAGCGAAAGUUGGUAACAGUAAACAUGAGCUCAAUGUAAUAGUUCUACAUUUAACAGCAGAGGCUUGUCGGAGCGGUCAGGGGUAGAUAAAUGCCUACACAGUGUCAAACAGCACUAACAAGUAAAUAAACUAAAAGCGAUCCUGAAAGCGCUCGCAGACCAGUGGUUGAGGUACAAGGAGCUCUGAUCUUCUCGUAUCCUACCGAUCUAUCCUGCGCGUGCGCCGAUGAUUUGCCCCAGUAUUUACGCUUACUAGCGUGUGCAAGUGGGCCGCAAUAGACAAAACGAUUUGAUAUAGACGAACAUUUGCACCGACCCAAGAACAGAUCCACUCGGUGCCGACAACAGACCUUAUCGCUGUCUCAACCUAUAUACGCCAAUUUUGCCGUCUAUCGUGACAAAUGCCACAUAAGCUGGAUAGAGCAUUUAAGCCCGUAUGUAUGCUUUGUCUGAGCACGCUUAUAAAACGGGCUCGAAUAUUCAGGAAAAAACAGGUCGGCGAAUAUCUACGUUUGACAAAGUAGCAUAACAUUACUACCGGUGCGAUACGAAAGCAAAUAUUACUCUGUAUAUCCUUUUAGGUGUACAGUAACGUAUCUUAUUUUUUAGGUUGGGUUUAGUGUCUGUGCUUCAAUCAGUACAAGCUGGACGAUUCAACAUGCUGAUAAAGCCGUUCAGAAGGUUGCCGAAAUGGCUACGAGCUGAAAAUAGUUUUCACAAAAUUAGGAUCAGAAAACAUGGAUAAAUAGGUAGAAUUUGAGCUGACAUAGGGGCAGUUUCCCGCCUCUUCUCAGAUAGAGAACUGAGUUUUGUUGUCGAUUACUUAUUAUAUAAGGUGUAUGAAUAUCAGGCGUUCAUACUUUCAUCUGGUAGACCUGCUAAACGUACACACUUUAUUGCCUGACUUUUGAAGCUACCUAGAAAUAAAGGUGAACGAGUAUCGUCCGAAUUAUAUGUAUGUAAAAGUGCAAUUGUGCCCGGUAUGAUUAUGCAUAGAAUUCAAUGGACAAUAGAGUAUGGCCAGGUCGAGCGAAGUGAGACUUUCCGUGACGCUACUCCAGUCUAAGAUCAUUUGCCCCGGCAUCAUAAUUAUUAUAUAAUACAAUAUUCGUGUGGCGACAAAAGCAGAUACGUUUUAUCAUCAUCAUACGUUGGACGCAUGUGGACGACUGCACAUCAGAUCAUUUACUUGCGUUUGUCAUCAGGCCUGUCGUGAUUCAGAAGACUUUUUGAAGCAACUCAUAGUUACCGAUUGAGAAUGAAACUCUCCGUAUGCAUACGUGUAUGUAGAAGUGGAUACAUGCAGUCGAGCAUUCACUAUAGGUAGAAACGAAGGCAUAUGACAAAUAAGCCUACUCAGAUUGAGGCAUAAGACUGUUUGUAUGAGUACAUUAACGAUACAACAAAGAAUCGGAUACACUAUUCUGAAUAGAGACGGUGUUUGUGUGUACAUUGCUAAAGCCUACGCUCGGAGUCCACGUUAUGGACCAAGCGUCCAAUUGAACAGGAGCCUUUGCACGCAUCCAUAGCCACAGUUAAUAAAACGACAUAAUGAAAAGAAUAAUAAGACAUUAUACUGACCGUUAUAUAAAAAAAAUAGUCAGCUUUCGAGCUAGACAGAUGUGACAAGGAAUAGAUAUGAUAAUUUCUUCCAUCUCGUCGUCUGCCACACAUAUGCAUAUAUACAAUUAAAAAAAUGUGGUAGACGGACAAAUAAACAGGGCAAGGAGGGACGGGCAAAAAUUGUACGAAAUGACCUGCGCGUCAUGCAGGAUAUACGGCACGUACGCAUGAGAUACACGGCGCAGACCGUUUCACUUGCUACCAAGUAGGAGCGGCGAGUUUUUGAGUAUGUGGACAACUUUUCAUGGCAGACUUUCGCCCACAGCGAACGAAAAUAACCAACGAGCUGAGCUGAGGUCACGCUCGAACACUGAUUGAACAGACGGACAAGAACAGAUGUAUGUAGAUGACUAACAAGUAUAUUAUAUAAUAAUAUGGCGUCGUGUAAGUGUCGCGCGGCGAGAAAAACACAAAAAUAAUAAAUCCUAUAGUAAGCCAAAAUAUGUAAGGCAAAACAGAGGGACAUAAUAUACACACGAGUCAGUUUGAGCAAUGGAAUCACACGGUUGCGGAAGCAGAGCAUAGGUGACAUUGAUUCUGAUAUUAAAAGAGAGAAAAAAUAGACACUCAGAAAAUAUAAAACACAAUGAAUAUGGCGGGCGUAUUAUACUAUUUACGUGGGUCAUAUGAUUUUGUAAUCGGAAUCACCACUUUACCGGCGGAAUAACUGUUUGCUUUUAAUUGUCGAAUACACUUCAUAUCUCCCUCGAUAUUUACGUAUCUUUUCUCUUCCAAUAUUUUACUAUGGUUUUCUCGUUCAAUCUGUUUGUGUGGCGCGUGUCAGGCUGUCCUUCUGUCCGCGAGCGAGAGCACCAAAAUGACCGAGAGUUAAGCCUUUUUUUCCGCUAGAACGAACAACAUACUUAUGCAGCUGCCAUAAAAAGUUCGACUAUUAGAGAUAGCGUAAUAGGACAGGCAGAAGAGCGUAAAAACAAAAAAAAUCCCCAUGGAAUCAUCACAGACACGACAGAAAAACGCUAAUCAUCUUUAUUCUAAAACAUAUUAUGAUUUUGACAGUAUAAUCAUAGAAACCUUUUACCAAUGAGACAAUAUUCAUGGAAAAGGUAAAAAAUAAUAACAUACUAUGGAUAGUAACGAUAAUGGUAUUAAUUAUCAUGUUUAUACGGUCAUCUCAGUAGAUUAACACGUUUUUUUGCAUUCGACAAUGGAGCUUCGUUUGGAAACGACAAUUACUGCCAUAAUAAUAAUAAUUUGUCUUGUUAUUGCCGUGCUAAAUAUAACAGGAUUUUUCUUUCUUUUUUUUUUAACCAUUCGUUUUUUAUACCUUUUUAUACAAUCUCUACCUACAACGAUGUGACGCGAUUUAAGAAACAUAACUAUAUAUUUAUCGAAAGUGUGUACGUCUCUAUGCAAAAAAUGAUUAAGUAAAUACGGCUUUUUCUCUUAA
Varroa destructor (honeybee mite) is the source of this 10564-nucleotide messenger RNA. RefSeq names its product erythrocyte membrane protein band 4.1 like coracle (gene cora). Gene Ontology annotation, cellular component: cytoskeleton; plasma membrane. Gene Ontology annotation, biological process: actomyosin structure organization. The record is from RefSeq and is a predicted model, not a curated record. Gene Ontology annotation, molecular function: structural molecule activity; actin binding. NCBI's taxonomy places the organism in Eukaryota, Metazoa, Arthropoda, Arachnida, Mesostigmata, Varroidae.